AUGUGGGAUCGGAGGCUGGUGAGGUUGGCCUUGUUGCAGCAGCUUCGGGCCGUCUAUGGCAUUAAGGUCAAGAGUGGCCGUGGGCAGUGCGAUCGUAGGAGACAUGAAACAGCGGCCACGGAUACAGCGGGUAAAAUAUUUGGAGUACCUUUUAAUGUAUUGCCCCAUUCUGUCGUACCAGAAUAUGGACAUAUUCCAAGUUUUCUUGUUGAUGCUUGCACAUCUUUAGAAGAGCAUAUUCACACAGAAGGGCUUUUUAGGAAAUCAGGAUCUGUUGUUCGUCUGAGAGCCCUCAAGAAUAAACUGGAUCAUGGUGAAAGUUGCCUGGCUUCUGCACCACCUUGUGAUGUUGCAGGACUUCUUAAGCAGUUUUUCAGGGAAUUGCCGGAGCCCAUUCUUCCAGUUGAUCUGCAUGAAGCACUUUUCAAAGCUCAACAGUUAGGAACAGAGGAGAAGAAUAAAGCUACAUUACUGCUCUCCUGUCUCAUGACUGACCACACAACCGAUGUAUUAAGAUACUUCUUUAACUUUCUCAAGAGUGUUUCCCUUAGGUCUAGUGAGAAUAAGAUGGAUAGCAGCAAUCUCGCAGUAAUAUUUGCACCAAACCUUCUUCAGACAAGUGAAGGACAUGAGAAGAUGUCUGCUAACACAGAAAAAAAGCUCCGAAUACAGGCUGCAGUGGUACAGACCCUUAUUGACCAUGCAUCAGAUAUUGGGCAUGUUCCAGAUUUUAUCCAGGAAAAGAUACCGGCCAUGUUGGGUAUUGAUGGUCUCUGUGCUACUCCAUCAUUAGAAGGUUUUGAAGAAGGUGAAUGUGAAACUCCUGGUGACUAUAAGAGAAAGCCAAGACAAAGUGUAGGAGAUUUUGUUAGUGGAGCAUUAAAUAAACUUAAAUCUAACAGAACACCCUCUAUUACGCCUCAACAGGAAAGAACUGCUCAGCUACCCAUAUCACCCAUGAAUCUUACACCAAAUGCUAAGCGUAAACUACCAAUAGAGUCUUCUCAUGGUUUCUCAAGUAAGAAAAGGAAGUCCAUCAAGCACAAUUUUAACUUGGAGUUGUUGCCAACUAAUCUCUUCAACAAUUCUACACCAGCAUCAGUUCACAUUGAUACAAGCCCCGAAGGGUCAGCUCAGAGUUCAUUCUCUCCUGUAGCCAUCAGUGGAAAUGAUUCGAUCAGUACAAGUGUGCUAAGGCGAAGUAAGAGGAUUGCAAGUAAAAAAAUUUGCAGGGUGGAAUCGGGAAAAGCAGGCUGCUUCUCUCCUAAGAUCAGUCGUAAAGAAAAGGUCCGAAGAUCUCUUCGUUUGAAAUUUAGUCUGGGGAAAAGUAGCAAAGACCCAAAUGGGUGUCCUGGUGUCGAUAGAUACGAAAAUGUCGGUCGACGACUUGCAAAUCAACAAAGUUUAAAAAAUAGGAUUGAAUCUGUAAAAACAGGUCUCCUUUUUAGCCCAGAUAUUGAUGAAAGAUUAACAAAGAAAGGUUCAAAAAAGAUCAGUAAGUCUGAGGAGAACUUAUUAACCCCAGAGCGUCUAGAUGGAACAAGUUACCGGAUGUCUUGGACAGGACCUACUAAUUCCGGUUUUCAAGAAAUGGUGACAAAUGAAGUUUCUCCAAUCAAGGGAAAUCUUGAGGUGGAAAGCUCUUCUUCGGAGCCUGAUACUUCAGUUGAAAAGUUACCUGUUAGUUCAUAUGAACGCACCCUUUCUAAUGUACAGGAUAAGCAUAACAGUGUAACUGGAAGCUCUCUUAGUGGGGAUGAAAAUCACUUGACCACAGAGACUCUGGUGAAAAUUCAGAAAGCAUUUUCCGAAUCUGGAAGUAAUCUUCAUGUAUUGAUAAAUCACAGCCAGUCAUCAGUAACUAAUGUGGGGAAAGUAAAACUAAAUGAAACAUCUUCUAUAGAAUACAGUCCAGAGAAAAAUCUGUUUGAGACUAAUGAUUUGACUGUGAUAGAAUCAAAUGAACAUCAAACUGGUAAAGAAGAACAUAGUUUUCCAGAACAAGACAUCUCACUCCAUCAAACUCAAAAUUUGGAUAGAGAAGCAACUGUAAAAUGUUAUUCAACUCAUGUGAAGAUUGAACAUGAAGAAAGCAUUUGUUCAAAUAUACCUAAAGACUAUUCAGUUAAGCAAGAGUUGCCUAGUGAUGAACACGUAAAGGAACAGCAGUCUCUGGGGGAUAAAGUAAAUCCUGAAUUAAGGGAGAGCGAGAAUAUGAUCGAAGAGAACUUGGCGAAGCAUGCAGCUAGCACUUCUUCCUCAGAGCCCAUCACGUGUAACAUAACAAACUUGUCCAAAUGCAGGCCUGUGAGAAUUGUUAAGCAGCAGUCGCUGGUGGAAACCUGCAGCGCUACGGUUUCUGAAAGCUUACAAAUGACAGAGCGUGGUAAUGUGUCAGACCACAUACAGUGGUUUAACAAGCUUUCUUUAAAUGAACCAAAUAGAACAAAGGCAAAGUCACCUCUUAAGUUUCAGCGUACACCUGUUCGUCAGUCUGUCAGAAGGAUUAACUCCUUGUUGGAGUAUAGCAGACAACCUGUACGGCACAAAUUGGCGAGUCUUGGUGAUGCUGCUUCUCCUCUGGUGAAGUCAGUGAGCUGUGACAGUGCUCUUUCCUCUGGUAUGGAAAGUACAUCAAAAGAUUCCUUGAUUUCAUAUACCAAAUCAGGUCCUAAAGAACAGAAGUUUACGGGGUGUGGACAGUCCAAUGUUGAUACAGUUUUGAAAUCAAGCAUGGAGUUAACUUCUCAAUCUUUCUCAAAGACCAACAGGCCCCCAGACUCCACGAAUGCUUCUCUUGGGUCUACCAGAGUUUGUAAACAGGAAGUGGUGUCCAGAGGCCAAAUUAAGGUUCCCUUGGAUGACCUGACAAAUCAUGACAUAUUAAAAUCUGUUGUAAAUAAUAAUGCGGGCUUUUCUCCUGGGAUAAAUAGCAGAGUCCUUAGGAAACCAUCAGAAAAAGAAAGGGUCUGGUAUAAAGGUUCUCCAAAAAAUCCCAUCGGAAAAGCUCAGUUACUACCAACGAGUAAACCUGUAGACUUGUAA
Messenger RNA from Puma concolor (puma), 3045 nucleotides. RefSeq names its product Rho GTPase activating protein 11A (gene ARHGAP11A). Lineage: Eukaryota; Metazoa; Chordata; Mammalia; Carnivora; Felidae. The record is from RefSeq and is a predicted model, not a curated record. Gene Ontology annotation, biological process: signal transduction. Gene Ontology annotation, molecular function: GTPase activator activity.